AUGAAUUUUGACCAACUAAUAAAUUCCUGUUGGGUAAGUCUUUUAUUUAUAAUCAUUAUAAAAUUCACAUCAGAGAUCCUGGAUUCAUUAAAAUUUAUUAUAUUAAGGAUGGAUAAGAAUUAUUUUUAGAUUAUUUAGAAUCUUGUCUUUUUAAUACGCAUAUUGAAUAGCCAAAUUAGCUAAUUAAACCAUCUUCAUUGCAUCCAUAAAUUUUUAAAUAAAAUCUUAAAUAUCUAGGUUUAUUAAUUAUGCUUUUGGAAGAUUAUGCAUUUUGAAUAAACAAAAGACGGAAAAAACUUUUAUAAAUUUUAUAACAGUAUUUUGAAGGAAAAUCCUCAAUAUCUAUGA
Molecule: messenger RNA, 348 nt
Organism: Paramecium sonneborni
Lineage: Eukaryota; Ciliophora; Oligohymenophorea; Peniculida; Parameciidae
Source: the annotation of a GenBank genome assembly